Molecule: messenger RNA, 1761 nt
Organism: Periconia digitata
Lineage: Eukaryota; Fungi; Ascomycota; Dothideomycetes; Pleosporales; Periconiaceae
Source: the annotation of a GenBank genome assembly
CCUCUGAAGAAAACAGCCACCACAUCCAACCUCUGCAUCUGUCCACCCCUCCACCCCUCUCUACAUACCUACUUGUUCACUCCACCAUCCCCAGCACCAUGUCUGCUUUGCCUCGCAAUGCUCACGUAUCCGUCCAUCCAUGCUUACAAGCCAAGCUCUCACUGCUCCGGUCUGCCGAUACAAGCCCCAGAGAUGUGCAAACGCUGGUCCAUGAGAUAGCCCUCAUGGUGGGCUACGAAGCUCUGGCCUCGGGCCUCACAUCCCACCAGAGCGGCGAGGGUCAAUCUCCCUUGGGCUAUGCGUAUCCCUCUACAACUGUUUCCCCUUCUCCGGCUGCCAUCUCACUUGUCCCCAUCCUCCGCUCCGGUCUUUCCAUGGUCCCCGCCGUCUCAUCGCUGCUCCCCUCACCCGUCGCUGUCCACCAUCUCGGUCUCUACCGCGAGAAGUCGACCCUUCAGCCCGUAGAGUACUACAACAAUCUUCCCUAUCAUGCCUCUUCAGCGUCCAACCCCAGCGCCCAAGGUCCAGCUGAGCUUGCCAUCAUCGUGGAUCCCGUCAUCGCCACCGGGGCCACAGCUUGUGCCGCCAUUGACACGCUCAAAGACUGGGGUGUGAAGAAGAUCAUUGUGCUCGCCGUCUUGGCCACCGAGGAAGGUCUAAGGAAUGCCUGCGAGGAGUGGGCAGAGGGUGUCGAGGUGUGGGUAGGUGGGUGCGACAAGGAGGUUGAUGCCAAGGGCAUGAUCAAACCAGGACUUGGGGAUAUCGGAGACAGAUUAUAUUUGACAAUUGGCAAAUGAGACGCCACAUCUUGAACAUGCAAGAAGCGAAGGGGGAGUGGCACAAUGCGAGUGACAAAUACCAAGGGAGCAUUCGCUACCAAAAUAGUAGCAUGAUCCUUGGUUGCCCGGCAAUCAUGGCGAGUAUAUCUACCAUGUAUGCACUUGAACACCUACAUUUCAAAUCCUAGCGUGGUUUCACAAUCCUGUACCAGACUUUUGAUGCUAUAGAAGUAUAUCAAAAUAAACAUUCCAUUGUUGAUUUUCGGUGAUCAGUGGCUGCACGGUCCACGCAAUACUGUAUGCCAUCACCUCGCUAACUGCAUUCACAAUGUGAUGGAAGCACCGUGACACCCUGACAAUCAUGGCGCUAAUUCGUUCCCACGGAAGAAACUGCAAACCAAGUGAUGGAAUACAGGUAAGCCACAGGAGGAGGAAAGGGGAAUGUCUGCCCGCUCGCUCACGUCUACAUGAAACAUUUGAAUCCAUAAGUCAUCCGUACCUAGAAAACACACUUGAACAGAUAGGACAUCUUAUGGGGGGUUAAAAGUUGACAUACCAGCCAAUGGUCGCUCCAUCGCACUGGCUUCGAGAAGGUUUGACGAACGAUUUAUACCCCGUUGUAUUACCUGCAUGAAGGGAAAGCGAGCCAUUGGGAGGAACCGUGAUUACAUUCAGGGCUCGAGCGCAAGGAAUACCGCCAAAUCUGGAAGGUUGUAUCAUCUUGCAAGGAAUUAAUCAAACUCCACCCUCCCUUCAACCUCGACCGUCAUCCGAACUCCGAAGGGUUUACUUUAUUCGUCCAGGGUCCUCCUAUAACGCGAAUCGACUCAAGUUCCGCGGGGGUUCUGCAUACAGCGUACGCACAGUCCGCGAAUUGUCGUGUUUCCCCGUGUAUGCAUGCGGGGGAUCACUGACUGGCUAUGCAGAUGCGGACGGAGAGAAAACAAUCCAUCUCACGUCAUUGAUGCACCGCGUCGUCGUU